This is a messenger RNA of Carica papaya (papaya), 914 nucleotides long. It is a transcript of the gene SAD1, whose product is annotated as Small nuclear ribonucleoprotein family protein. NCBI's taxonomy places the organism in Eukaryota, Viridiplantae, Streptophyta, Magnoliopsida, Brassicales, Caricaceae. The record is from RefSeq and is a predicted model, not a curated record. Gene Ontology annotation, molecular function: RNA binding. Gene Ontology annotation, biological process: mRNA splicing, via spliceosome. Gene Ontology annotation, cellular component: U6 snRNP; U4/U6 x U5 tri-snRNP complex; Lsm1-7-Pat1 complex.
UUUCUUUCUUUCUCUGCAAAAACCUAAACGAUAAAGAUCUUUCUUCCUCCCAAAACGGCUAUUUUGCCUCCGUUCUGCUUAUGUUCGAUUUGGUUCCUUCUUCCUCUGCGUCAGUUCUUCUCUCUAACUGCUAAAGUCAAAUCCAAUCGACGCUUCUUUCCCUUUUAUUUGCGAGAUUUGGUUAACUCGGUGCUUCUUGCGUUCAGAGCUUCUUAUCGCGCACAGUGGAAGCUCCGAACAAGCUUAAGGAGAAGCUGCUGCUAUUCAAGACGUCUGCAGCCAAGACCCCCCUUUUGUCACUUGCUGUGCAAGGAUAUUUUUUUGCUACUUUUUAGAGUGACCAAUGGCCAAUAAUCCAUCACAGUUGCUUCCAUCAGAGCUGAUAGACAGGUGCAUAGGGUCAAAAAUAUGGGUGAUAAUGAAGGGAGACAAGGAACUUGUUGGGACUCUUCGGGGAUUUGACGUUUAUGUGAACAUGGUCCUUGAGGACGUCACUGAAUAUGAGCUUACUACUGAAGGAAGACGGAUCACAAAGCUUGAUCAGAUUUUGCUCAAUGGAAACAACAUUGCCAUUCUGGUGCCCGGUGGCUCACCCGAAUCCUAGUGAGACCGCAGACCUGUGUAUCAUUUUGUUCGAUUCACCCGCACGAUAUGCGUGGGUUAGGAGUGUAUGUCCUCAUCUUUUUUCUUUUUUUUUUUUGAGAAUUUCGCCUCCCUGAGAAGCAAGGUUCUGUUAUCACUGAAAGAAUCUUGAGUUCAUAGCAAAGGAUUUGGAUCCAUCUGUUCUGAAUUGUAAACGAAACAUUACGUUUACUUUCAGUGUAGUUCCUUUCCAUCACAUUUCAGUAUUCAACUAGUUAUUGGCACGUUUUGAAACUCUUUUGAGGAUUGAGACAAGGUGUUCUGUUCUGUUA